ACUGCAUAUAACCUUACGUAAAGAUGAACUCUUUUGAAGUAUAAAGCAGAGCGUUAUCCUACCUUUGCUUGUUAGCACUUAGCUAUAAGCAUUUCCCCCAAGAGUUCCUUGCCUUGCUUAAAUCGUCACCAUGGUUAAGAUCGACUUUACUCUCCUUGCCCUGGCCACCCUCGGUCCUACCCUUGGUUCCGCCUAUCCGACAGAUGCGGAUGGCCAAGAUGCUCCUGACCUUGUCGCUAGGCAGAGCAGCAGGUAUACUUGCAACUAUUCCUCAGGCAAACGAGCCCGCGCCACUACUGUUGCCGCUUGUGUCGACUCGAUUGCGGACUACGGCAAAGAUGGAAAAGCAUGUCCGGCUGGCGGAUACCGCGUGAUCUGCAAGAAGUUCCCAUCUAUAAAUGUUGCUGUCAACGAUGGCAGAGAAUCAAGAGCCCCAUGUGCCAAGUGGGCGCGGGAUCUCGGAGCGUUUUUGGAUCGAUGUACCGAUGACAGAGGAACGGUUAAGGGGAGCGUAUUUGUCUACCACUCAACUGGCACCUAUCAGAUUAAUGUCCAGGGAGCAUAGGUCGGUUAAUGUGAUUUUCUUAUGCGUUAGCCCUUAUCCUGAGUGGAAGGGACCAAUCUAGGCGAAACAUGCGCUUCAGAAGUAUAAUAAAAUACACCCUUCUAUGUGUCAAGUAGUUAAGCUUGAUUAGCAAUAGUCAAAUGCCUCAUCGACAUGUGCCGAUUGUAUGAGAGA
Molecule: messenger RNA, 739 nt
Organism: Fusarium verticillioides 7600
Lineage: Eukaryota; Fungi; Ascomycota; Sordariomycetes; Hypocreales; Nectriaceae
Exons: 3
Coding region: 131-565 (144 amino acids)
Source: RefSeq, a predicted model, not a curated record